Penicillium antarcticum is the source of this 855-nucleotide messenger RNA. RefSeq lists its product as uncharacterized. Gene Ontology annotation, biological process: ceramide biosynthetic process. The coding region runs from base 1 to 855 and encodes 284 amino acids. Gene Ontology annotation, cellular component: membrane. The transcript has 3 exons. Gene Ontology annotation, molecular function: sphingosine N-acyltransferase activity. NCBI's taxonomy places the organism in Eukaryota, Fungi, Ascomycota, Eurotiomycetes, Eurotiales, Aspergillaceae. The record is from RefSeq and is a predicted model, not a curated record.
AUGUGGGCUAUCUCGGUUUCCUGGAUAUUGGAGCCGAUGGCCUUGCGAAUGGGACUGUCCAAAGGAAAUGCUAGGAGAUUCGCAGAACAAACCUGGACGGGCAUCUACUACUCAUCGAUGUGGACUUUGGGAAUGAGCGUUUGGAUGCAAUCGAACUACUGGAUGAACUUGCGAGAGCUCUGGACCACAUUUCCAACCAAGGAGCUUGGAGGAAAUUUGAAGCUCUACCUUCUGAUCAGUCUUGCAUUUUGGUUUAAUCAGAUUAUCGUGGUCAAUGUGGAGAAAAGGCGUUACGAUUAUGCCCUGUACAUGGCACACCACAUUGUCACCGCAACUGUUAUGUGGUCUGCAUAUGUCUACAGCGCCCAUGAGCUCUCUCAUUUGGUCUCGAAUCUGAUGGAAGCCGCAGAUGUCUUCCUAUGUAUCGCAAAAGUUCUUCGCUACGUGGAUUGGCGAACCAGCGGAAAUGUGGCACUGGGCACAUUUGCUGCGGUGUGGUUUGUGUCUCGGCACAUCAUCUAUGUGCGUUUAUGUUGGAUCUUAUUUCAUGACAUCCCGAGCACAAAGCCAUAUGGGUGCUAUUCGGGAUUCGACAGAAAACCCAGCCAUACGGUUAUACCGGAGGUCUCCUGGGGUAGUCUUGGACGCCCUUUCAUAGACGCAAGCAGUUUGGUCUGUAUAACCCCCUUUGUCAAAUGGGCAUUUCUCUCUACAUUGCUGGCAUUCCAAGCUAUGUCAAUCAUUUGGUUUCAAAUGAUUGUCAAAACCAUUAUGAGAGCUUUGAGCAAAGGAUACAGCGAUGACAUAAGAAGUGAUGAUGAGGGUGAGACCGACGAGGCUGAGGGGAAGAAAUGA